Molecule: messenger RNA, 453 nt
Organism: Fusarium oxysporum Fo47
Lineage: Eukaryota; Fungi; Ascomycota; Sordariomycetes; Hypocreales; Nectriaceae
Exons: 1
Coding region: 41-394 (117 amino acids)
Source: RefSeq, a predicted model, not a curated record
AAUCUCUUAAAGUGCUUAAUCAAACAUAUAUACUGCAAAAAUGUCUAUCGCGUUGCUCAAAAAGUACCUGCCGAUAUCUCUGGCACUACUCCUCUUCUACGGCUGCGCCUCACGAUUUAGCCACGGCGCAACGUCGACCGCAUCCUUCUAUCAAUAUCAAAAUGACCGAAGUCCUGAUGAUGGAUCAACUCUGUCCCGCGUUAUCCCUGUUUUCGACUUUAUCGUUGGAAUUGCCAUUCUGCAGCAAGAACUGUCACGCAAAGUUACAACAUGCUUUGUAGCGUCAACUAUCAGCAGUGUAGCUGUUCAGCGUUACUUGGCUGGUUUGGACUGUCAGGGAGACUUUCUGCAGGGGAUUUGGGCAACUUCUGCAGCGAUUGCGACUCUGAUAUGAAAUUUGUGCCAUAUCAGCUCUCUGGGGCUCUUCGUCCAUUCGAGAUCAAGUUACAUCGG